Messenger RNA from Fusarium coffeatum, 1038 nucleotides. RefSeq lists its product as uncharacterized. Bases 1 to 1038 code for a protein of 345 amino acids. Gene Ontology annotation, molecular function: protein binding. NCBI's taxonomy places the organism in Eukaryota, Fungi, Ascomycota, Sordariomycetes, Hypocreales, Nectriaceae. The record is from RefSeq and is a predicted model, not a curated record. The transcript has a single exon.
AUGAUCUUUCCCUCCGUCGCAUUGCUGUCGUUGGCUGCUAGCGCUCUGGCCAGCGCUGUUCCACAGGGCGCUAAUACCUGGAAAACCCUCGAGUCGAUACCAAUUGCCCCGCGACAAGAACACGGCGUCGUCGCACUCUCGGACAAAGAAAUCGCCAUCAUCGGUGGAAUCGUUCCCAAUAAAGAUGCCGAUGGCUUCCAAACUACAGACCUUAUCCAAUUUUACAACACGCGCUCGAAUUCAUGGCGACGAUACGUUACCGAAGCACCCGUCAAGGUGAACCAUCCCAACGUCGCUGCCGUCAAUGGCAAGAUCUACCUGCUAGGCGGUCUUUCAGAGGCCGCUGAUGGUGCUUGGAGGGCAUUCCCCGAAUCAUGGGUGUAUAAUCCCGAUCUUGAUGAAUGGACGGAAGUGGAGCCUGUUCCUGAAGAUCAAGAAAGAGGAAGCGCUGCUAUGGGUGUCUACGGCAACAUCAUCUACAUGGCUGGCGGUAUGCGCACGCUCGAGCCAAUUGGUCCAGGUGGAGAACAAGAUACUGUCGCCUUUGUCUCAGCAUUUGACACAAAGACUUCAAAGUGGCUUGAUCUUCCCAAAGCCGCGCAAGCCAUUCCCGAAGGCCGCGAUCACGCUGCCUCUUCCGUCGUCGGCAACAAAAUGUACGUCCUAGGCGGUCGUCUUCGUGGACAGCGCAACGUCAAAGACACAGUCUUCAUCCUCGAUCUUGACGAUCUUGAGAAAGGCUGGACCACCAGCGAUGCCAAGAUGCCCACUCCUCGUGGCGGGGUUGUUUCCGGUACCGUCGGCAAGAAGAUCUACGUCCUUGGCGGUGAAGGAAACAAUGCUGAGGAUUCCGAUGGUAUCUUUAACGAAAUUGAGGUUUUUGAUACCGUCAAGGAGAGCUGGGAGAGCGUGGGCAAGAUGACCUUGCCAAGACAUGGUGGACAGGCUGUUGCUGUCAAGGGUGGUAUCUACCUUCCAGGUGGAGGAAUCUCGGAAGGGGGUUCGCCGGUUCAGACACUUGAUGUGUACUGGCCUUGA